CUGUAUAUGUCGUUAACAGCUACUUAUUUGCCCCAGUAUCUGUGCGCUAGAGAUGUCGACGCGUUAUACACGUUAUACUCAUCGUUGACAUCUCCAACGCACAGAUACUGGCGCACUAUCCGAGUUAUUAUUUGCUUAUGCUACUGUCUAUUUGUUCUUGCCGUUGGUCGGUGUCAGUAAAUGAUUGCCAAAGGGAAUUGUUGAAUCGUAUUAAAUAGCUUCUGCAUUUCGCUGAGCCAGCGUUUUUUUGGGAUACGCUACCUGUGGCUUUGUGGUACGUUGGCAGCAGUUUUACUUAUACUCUGCUUUUCCUGGCCACAGUAAUAACCUACAGCGUGGUGAUAUAAAAUGUAUUAUAGCGCUGUAAUUGUAUGGAUAUUAACAUGUAGCCUUUCAGCGUACCCUGGACAUUUUGUAUAAUAUAAUAGUAAACACGGGAUAUCUCAUAGUGUCGGUUUAUAGAUAGAGAAGUAGGUUGCAGAUCUGCAGACAGCAUUUCGCAGAGGCAGACUUCGCGAUGAAGGACAUUUCGAGGGUUAUGGUGUAGGGGUUACCGACCGACCAUCAUCAAAAGCGACUGAACGAAGGAGGCCACGCGAGUCAAUGCAAUGGAGCCCCAGAGAAUGACAUCUUCAUCCCUGAAAAUGUUUUCAUCCUGGAGGAGGAGACUGUGCAGGAGGCAGGUGGUACAUGCAAAUCCAUGUUAUUUCUAAGGCUAUUGUUUAUGUCAAGUAUAUGCAGUGAUUCUUGAAUAUAACUAUAGCCAAAUAGAUUCCUUAAUUGUUUUCUACCAAAAGGAAAGAACGGUUAGUACAGCAUGCCGAACUGACCCCUGGGUGCCAGAGUGUUCCUGUGCUGUGGUGGAGAAGAGGUCCACCGGGACCAUCACUAAAAGCGCUCAGGGCCCAGCUAGAUUGCGCUCACGACCAUCAGUAUACAAUCGAGUCCUGCCCCUAGUCGCCACAGAUGGAGCUGACGGAGAGUGAGAUCAGUGAAGACCAUAACUCGCUACAUCAACCUGAGAGCUCAGAAACACACUCAUCACAGUGCGAGCUAAAAUAUACUAUCGAUCACUCUGGGGGAGCGGGAUGGUGUUCCGAAAAUGGAGAAGGAGCAGGCCAUUCAACAGCGAAUUCAAAGAUACACCCAUCCAUAAAGGGAAUUGGAGGGGAAUUGUUUUUCCAAAGAUUUUUUUUUACCAGUUUCAAUGGAUGUGCUUCCUUGUCCUGGUUCUGCUGUUUCGACUCUCUCUUUCAACCUAUUAUUGCUCAGCUAUGAAAAGCCAACUGACAUUUGCUCAUGAGCUGUUGAACUGUUGCACCCUCUAUAACCACUGUGGUUACUAUUUUGAUGUAAAAAGGGCUUUUGUCUAUAUAUUUGAUUGAUUGAUGUGCUGGAUGCUGUGUAUUCACUAACUGUCUGAGUGAUGGGAAAUGUUUAUAGUAUCUGUAACAUAUUUUGGUGUGUAUAUAAUGCAUUUGAACUUAUUUCCCAAUUUUAUAUUAUUUAUUGACUGGCUAUGGCUUUCCAGAUUGCCCAACACUGCUAUUUGUAAGGUUAAUUUUAAGUGCAUGUUGUGAUUUCUUUAACCAUUCCUGAACCUGUGACCAGAAACAAGCUACAUAGGGGCAAUACCAGAAUAAGUAAUCUACUGAUUCAGUCUCUUCACAACCAAAUCUACAGAGCUGAGAUUGUUGUAUGCCCCAUACAUAGAGCAUUCUGUUGAUGGCAAUAAUUUUAUAUAAUCAUUUUAAUUGAUCCAAAGUGUCGUCAAGUGUGGUUGUUUGUACCAGUUCAUAAACCAUGUGCCAUGGAAUUGGUACAUUGAAAAUCUCCUCCAGUUUUUUUGCAACCUGUAUGGCGCAGCUGUCAACAUUUUUGUCCUCAGAUGAAACUGGUAUAUUUUUCUAUUUAUGCCAGUUCCUUUCAUCCAAUUUGUAUCUUUAAUAUAUGGCAGGCAAACAAGUUCCCUACCUUCUCCCUUUUCCACUUGUCUCCUCCAUUGUGGUAGUGCUGCAAUCAGUUGGUUGUAAAUUUGGAUUGAGCAGAUAUUCCCAUAUAUUUUCGAUAACUGCAUAUGUGACAUACAGUACUUGUGCAUUGAUUUUAAGAAAGGCAAUGAUGUUUAUGGUUAGGUACACAUUGGUGCAACGACAGUGCUUUUUUCGCGAAUGUGCUUGUUAAAUCAACACCCGCUUGGCGAAGUAGGCUGUGAUUCGAUGAUAAAUUAACAGGCACCGCAUCGAUUAUAUGCAACGCAGGACAAGCUUGUUAAACUAGUAAUAUCAUCAACCAUGUGUAGUUAAUUAGUGAUUAUGUUAAGAUUGAUUGUUUUUUAUAAGAUAAGUUUAAUGCUAGCUAGCAACUUACCGUGGCUCCUUGCACUCGCGUAACAGGUAGUCAGCACGCCACGCAGUCUCCUCAUGGAGUGCAAUGUAAUCGGCCAUAGUGAAAAAAAAUGCAGAUUUACCGAUUGUUAUGAAAACUUGAAAACAUCCAUAAUUAAUCGGCCAUUCCGAUUAAUCGGUUGACCUCUAGUAUGUACGUACGGUCACUGGGGACGAUGUUGUCGGUGCACUUAUUGAUAAAGCCGUUGACUGAGGCGGUAUACUCCUCAAUGCAAUUGGAUGAAUCCCAGAACAUUUUCAAGUCUAUGCUAGCAAAACAGUCCUGUAGAGUAGCAUCCGCAUCAUCUGACCAGUUCUGUAUUGAGCGAGUCGUUGGUACUUCCUGCUUUAGCUUUUGCUUGUAAGCAGGAAUCAGGGGGAUAGAAUUAUGGUCAGAUUUAACAAAUGGAGGUUGAGGAAGAGCUUUGUAUGAGUCUCUAUGUGUGGCGUAAAGGUGGUCUAGAUUUUUUUUUCCCUCUGGUUGCACAUGUGACAUGCUGGUAGAAAUUAGGUCAAAUGGAUUUAAGUUUGCUUGCAUUAAAGUCCCCUGCCAUUAGGAGCACCGCUUCUGAUUGAACAUUUUCUUGUUUGCUUAUAGCCUUAUACAGCUCAUUUAGUGCAAUUUUAGUGCCAGCGUCGGUUUGAGGUGGUAGAUGAAAAUGCUCUUGGUAGAUAGUGUGGUCUACAGCUUAUCAUGAGAUACUCUAGCUCAGGCAAGUAAUAUCUCAAGACUACCUUAAUAUUAGACAUCGCUCACCCCGACCCCUCGUCUUACCGGACGAACCUGUUUUGUCCUGCAGAUGCACGGAAAACCCAGCCAACUGUAUAUUAUCCGUGUCGUCGUUCUGCCAUGAUUCGUGAAACACAAGAUAUUACAGUUUUAAUGUCCCGUUGGUAGGACAGUCUUGAAUGGAGCUCAUCUAGUUUAUUCUCCAGUGAUUGCACAUUGGCCAAAAUAAUGAAUGGUUGAGGCGGGUUACCUACUUGCCGACACAUUCUCACAUUUUCCGCCCCCUGUAUUUCCAUAUAUUCUUCAUGUGAAUGACAGGGAAUUGGACCUUGUCUGGGACCAGCAUUAUAUUCCUCGCUUUAGACUCAUUAAAGAAAAAUGAUUUGUCCAGUUCGAGGUGAGUAUUCACUAUUCUGAUAUCCAGAAGCUAUUUUAGGUCAUAAGAGGCGGUAGCAUCAACAUUAUGAACAAAAUAAGUUACAAAUAAUGCAAAAAAAGGAGCCCGUAAAUUGGCAGCCGUUUCCUCCAAUUCCAUUCCAAUCUAAGUAUUUCUAGUGUGUGUGUGUAUUUUUGAUGUAAAUUCUUAUAUGUGUGGUGUCUUUCUCUUUAGGUUCGGUACUGUUUGAAGACUUUGAGGAAACAGAUGGUCGCCAGACAAAAUAAUAACAACAAUAAGGAGACAGGUCAGUGUGUGUAGAGGGAACACAUUUGAGCAGGUGGAGUCAGGCUUCUACUUAAUCUCCCUGGCCACUACACCAAUGAGGCUGAGGACCUCAAGUUUGGACCAGUGGGGGCCACCAACUCAUCGUAUGCCUAUCACAACUUGGCACAUAUGUAUCGUUCCACCUUCCUCAAACUCUAGUGCCAUGCUUUUGAUGACCAUUUUACCAAUGUCUAUGGAUUGUACAAGGAUUUUAUGUCGGGACUUCCAACUCCACACUAAAUCUAAUUCCAUCUCCUGUAUUGUUCUGCCCUCUCUAUAGAUUAUGCUAACUCCCCACUGUAAGAACCUGGAGAUUUUCACUGGUUCUGAGGGAGGUGACGUGGCCACAAACAGUGCAUGGGACACCUUCCAGCACUACCUCUGUCUAGAGAACAGCCAGAGAGGGUGGUCAAGACAUCUGCCGUAACUUCAUCUUUAGUGUGUCAGCUCUGCUGUACCUGGGAGCUAAAGACAGAGCUAUGGAUGCAAGAACUGAUCAUCACGCCUCCUAAAACACCAUUGGAGGAGACGACCCAAGGUUCCUCGCCUUAGACCUCCUCCGAUGGGUUUCGAGAUGGAUGCAAGUGGAGAGGAAAUGGCUCUGGCUUGCUGAUGUCAUAUGAUCUGAUGAGAUUCCCUAUGUGAUUUGACUCCUGUAUCACUGACUGUAUUAAAAAAGAAAAACAUCCAAUGACAAAUAAAAAUUAUUUGGGAUUCUGUAAUUGAUAGUCGAUGGUGUCAAAUCCAAUUCAAAAGCAUGAGAUGGCACGCGCGAGCAAACACUGAGUUAAGAGAGAAGAAAUGUGGUCCAGCGAGGAGAGGAUGGGUCCCCUGCACAGGCCAGUCAAGAGUGCAAUUUAAACUUGCAAGUGUGACUUUGAGCAAGCAAAACAUCAUUGUCACACAUAAAAAUACAUCUUAAACAGUACAUACUAUGUUAAUAAAUGUCUUAUUACUUGUAACAUAGGUUUGCUUGUAAGAGAGAGAAUGUUGCUCGCAUGUUGUUUGUCUGUUAGCCCAAGGCUUUGGAAUACAAGUGUGAAUCCUUAGCCCAGGGUUAAAUCAUAGUCCAGCCAGGGUUAACAAUGCUUGUGUGAACACAGGCUAAGCUAGCCCAGGUCGAGUCUAGCCUGGGGCUAAGAACAAUGCAGUGUGAAAUGGCCUUCAGAGGCUCAUCUCAAGCUCUUUCUAAUACUCAAAUGCAAACAAUCCAGCAUCGUCAGUAUUUGUAUCUGUUUUACUCCACUAGCCCCUUCACUCUGCCUCAGUUUCCAGCCAAUGUUUACAUAGUCACCCUGCCUACCAACCAAACAAUUGUCACCAAUCAUAACAUUGUUGGGACAGAGUCAUACACAAAUGUAAUACCAUAUUUGCAUGUCAACACCCUCUAACUUUCGUUAUCUAAAAUGUUGUGGUUUUUGUUUUGCAUCAGUUUCACAUGAGUGCUUUUUAUAUAAAGAAAGUAUUAAAUUACUGUGGAGACAAUUUGAACAUGAACUGAAAAUUACAUUUAUAUUCAAACUAUAAAAGAAUUUGCCAAGUCAUAGGAAAGCAUAUGUGUCCACUCACCACAUCACUCUGUUCUGUGAAAAGACUGUAGUGAUACAGACCAAAUAUAUCGCGAGAUCUCGCACGCAACACACACACACCUUAGCACAACAUAUCCAAUUUCCCACCACAUUAUCUCAGGCUCAGUGCAGCACAUCAUAACGUCCUGUAAAAAGACACCAGACAUCCAUUACCUAGAUAGUGGGAAAAACAAUACAUUCUAAGGGAAUAAACAUCUACACAGACAGUAACUUAAGUCUAUGACCUGUCUGUGUAUGCUAGAGUCCUGUUACACUGGCCUCCAUUCUAAAAAGGUGUCAUGUUAAAGAAAACGAUACAUAUAUUGUUACAUAUAUGAUCUUCUACCGGGAAAACCAGUGUGUAUUCAGCUGACAGACACAUGACAUUCACCUGACGCACCAACCUAUUUAGGUGACCUUUUACCUCAGGCAAUUACGGAAACACUUAUUUGCAAAUGGUAUGCAAAUAGUAUGUCAGCACCUAGCACUCUCUAUCUGUUUGUUUACUCUAUGUCCAGGUUCAUUGAGCUUGCUUUUUCUCUCUCGCACAUGUCAGGGAGAAUUCAAAGGGCAGUGCUAAGUAUGGGAGGUGAGCAAGCGCCUGAAUGCUCAGCUGAAAGAGUCUGAGAAGAGACACCAGGAGGAAAGGACUGAAUGCAGACUGAAAGUGGUGAGUUCAGCUGGCGUCUUGACAAGCAGUCGAAGCACCUGCAGCGAGUGGAGGGGUAGGCGGAGGAGCGAGGUCACAGGUUGGAGGAGUUGGAGCGGCUGCUGGGGGGCAUGGAGCUGGAGGGUGUUGUCCUGAAGGACAAAAUGGCCGACAGCGAGGCUGAACUGCUGCAGCUGAGAGCAGCCAAGGAGGGGGGGCAGGAGAAAAAGCAGAGGUGAGGAGGAUCUGUCGGCAAAAUGACUACAAAUCAGUCAUACAACUGAAACGUAGACUGUCUGCACAUAGUAUCUCAUAUACAACUCUACAUGAGUAUACAACAAUACAGUCCUCAGCAACAGACGUUGAAACAUUGCUACUCAAGCCUACAACGUUCAUGAAUUGCCAUACUUAUAAAUCCAAAGUUUGAAAAGAGUAUACAGCAUAUUUUUUAAGAUACUAAAAAGGAUACGGUAUACUCCCUUUAAAAUUUGGACCCAUAAAUAUGGCAAGUUCAUACACAGUGUAGAUAUGAUGGUAAUUCUGUUUAUGUAACCACUGGGUUGUGGUGUGAGAACUGAGGAGCUGGAGAAGGAGCUGACUGUCCUGAAGGAGAAGAUCCAUCAUCUGGACGACAUGCUGAAGAGCCAGCAGAGGAAGGUCUGCCACAUGAUCCAACAGCUGCAGAACUCACGGACAGUGAUCCAGGAGAGAGAUCAGGUGAUCAGGGAUCCAGAGGAGAAGGUGAUUUUCUGGAAGCUGAGAACACAGAGAUGCGUGACCAGAUGGGAGUACUUCCUGGAGGGUCAGAAGCCCACCUCUCUGCCCACCAAAGAAUGGAAACCCAAACCCCAUCAUCUACAGUAAGGUGAUAAAACCUUCAACAACGCAAGGCAACAAGUCACUUCCUUUAAUCAGUCAUUGAGGUCAAGGCUUGGGAGCGGGAGAGAGAAUAGUAUGACCUGAGCCCUCGGACUAUGCCUCAGGACUACCUGACCUGAUGACUCCAUGCUGCCCCCAGUCCACCUGGUCGUGCUGCUGCUCCAGUUUCAACUGUUCUGCCUGCGGCUAUGGAACCCUGACCUGUUCACGUGAUACCUUGUCCCAGACCUGCUACUUUCAACUCUCUAGAGACAUCAGGAGUAGACUGACAUUUACUCCUGAGGUGCUGACUUGUUGCACCCUCUACAACCACUUAUUAUUUGACCCUGCUGGUCAUCUAUGAACAUAUAACAUCAAGGCCAUGUUCUGUUAUAAUCUCCACCCGGCACAGACAGAAGAGGACUGGCCACCCCUCAUAGCCUGGUUCCUCUCUAGGUUUCUUCCUAGGAUCCGGCCUUUCUAUGGAGCUUUUCCUAGCCACUGUGCUUCUACACCUGCAUUGCUUGCUGUUUGGGGUUUUAGGCUCUGUUUAUGUGCAGCAAAUUGUGACAUUAGGUGAUGUAAAAAUGGCUUUAUAAAUAAAAAAAACAUUGAUUGA
Messenger RNA from Oncorhynchus nerka (sockeye salmon), 7514 nucleotides. RefSeq names its product tuftelin-like. The transcript has 10 exons. The record is from RefSeq and is a predicted model, not a curated record. Bases 6671 to 6901 code for a protein of 76 amino acids. NCBI's taxonomy places the organism in Eukaryota, Metazoa, Chordata, Actinopteri, Salmoniformes, Salmonidae.